Messenger RNA from Sipha flava (yellow sugarcane aphid), 1346 nucleotides. RefSeq names its product caspase-1-like. Lineage: Eukaryota; Metazoa; Arthropoda; Insecta; Hemiptera; Aphididae. The transcript has 5 exons. The record is from RefSeq and is a predicted model, not a curated record. Gene Ontology annotation, biological process: apoptotic process; proteolysis. Gene Ontology annotation, cellular component: cytoplasm. Bases 360 to 1292 code for a protein of 310 amino acids.
ACAAUAAUGUUUACGAUAGUCUCACACCACACGCUCGUUGACUCAUCGUCGAAACGAUUAGUCGACAGGUCUGUUGCCGUUCAAUCGUAGACGAGACACCAGUUACGGUCAGUUACGGUGACCACGUCAACUUCGUGAACGGUUCGUCCAGCAAAACAUUUCUGUAUCGAUCGUUAUUAUUUUCACCGAACGAUAUCCUCUUGAUCGAUUGUAUUAUCGUAGUAUCUUUAACGUAUCAGUGAAAUUAACUAUAUUUUUAAAGUAGACUAACGUUAAACGUCUUUGUUGAAUUCAGUUUUUUCCCUUUGUCUGUUUUCAUUUUCUACAGUUAACAACCAUUUGUUCAUUUUCAUUUCACAAUGGAAAAAAACGGAAAUGCUGACCUUAAAUGUGAAAACGGUAACUAUGAUACCACUACGUCGAAUUGCAGCACUCAAACCACACAGAUUGAUGGACUGAACAGAUCAACUAUGGAUACUGCUGAUGCUUUUGGCUCAUUAUUUAAAAGUACACCUCGCCAAGGAGAUGGUAUUAGUUCAACAGACAAGGAAGCUUGGUAUUAUAAUAUGCGUCAUAAGAAUCGUGGAAAGGCUAUAAUCUUUAAUCAUGAAAACUUUGAAAUCAGAGAUCUUAAAUCUAGAGCUGGUACUGGAUUGGAUUGUUUUAAUUUGGAAUCGUCUUUGAAGAAACUUGGUUUUGAUGUUACUCCUUAUGUGGAUUUAACAUUGGAUCAAUUAGAUAAAAAACUUGAUCACUGGGCUAAAGAAGACUACUCUCAAUAUGAUUGUUUUUUGAUGGCAGUAUUGUCUCAUGGUGAACAAGGUAUUAUUUAUGCUAAAGAUGGAGCUUAUAAACCAGAAGACAAACUUUGGGGACGAUUUACCGGUGAUAAGUGUGUAACAUUAGCUGGUAAACCAAAGUUAUUUUUCAUUCAGGCUUGCCAAGGAGACAGACUUGAUGGAGGAGUAAGUUUGAGGACUCAAGUAGAUGGCAGUUCUUCAUUCAAGAUACCAAUUUAUGCUGAUUUUCUUAUCGCUUACUCUACAAUUCCUGGUUUUUAUUCAUGGCGUAAUACUCAAAAAGGCUCUUGGUUUAUGCAAGCUCUAUGUGAAGCUUUUGAUAAAUAUGGUUUUACACUAGAUCUCUUAACUUUAUUGACUUUUGUAAAUCGUAAGGUAGCAAUCGAAUAUGAAUCUAAUGUUCCUACAAAUAUUUAUAUGCACCAACAGAAACAAAUUCCUUGCAUUACAUCCAUGUUAACUAGAUUGGUGAAAUUUGAAAAAAAUGAUUAAUUUAUGAGGUAUGAAUAUAAAAUACAUUCCACAUAAUUUUUAAAUUCAUUUUUG